Pteropus alecto (black flying fox) is the source of this 864-nucleotide messenger RNA. It is a transcript of the gene C1QL2, whose product is annotated as complement C1q like 2. The transcript is spliced from 2 exons. The coding region runs from base 1 to 864 and encodes 287 amino acids. Gene Ontology annotation, molecular function: protein binding. The record is from RefSeq and is a predicted model, not a curated record. NCBI's taxonomy places the organism in Eukaryota, Metazoa, Chordata, Mammalia, Chiroptera, Pteropodidae.
AUGGCUCUGGGGCUGCUCAUCGCGGUGCCGCUGCUGCUGCAGGCGGCACCCCCCGGAGCGGCGCACUACGAGAUGAUGGGCACCUGCCGCAUGAUCUGCGACCCAUACAGCGCCUCACCCGGCGGUGGCCCUGCGGGCGCCAAGGCGCCGCCGCCGGGACCCAGCACUGCUGCCCUGGAAGUCAUGCAGGAUCUGAGCGCCAACCCUCCGCCCCCUUUCAUCCAGGGGCCCAAGGGCGACCCGGGGCGACCCGGCAAGCCAGGGCCGCGGGGGCCCCCUGGAGAGCCAGGCCCGCCCGGACCCAGGGGUCCCCCGGGGGAGAAGGGCGACUCAGGGCGGCCCGGGCUGCCAGGGCUGCAGCUGACGUCGGGAGCAGCAGGCAGUGUCGGGGUGGUGGGUGGCGGAACCGGGGGCGGCGGCGACUCUGAGGGCGAAGUGACCGGAGCGCUUAGCGCCGCCUUCAGCGGUCCAAAGAUCGCCUUCUACGUGGGUCUCAAGAGCCCCCACGAAGGCUACGAGGUUCUCAAGUUCGACGACGUGGUCACCAACCUCGGCAAUCACUACGACCCCACUACUGGCAAGUUCAGCUGCCAGGUGCGCGGCAUCUACUUCUUCACCUACCACAUCCUUAUGCGCGGCGGCGACGGCACCAGCAUGUGGGCAGACCUCUGCAAGAACGGGCAGGUCCGGGCCAGCGCCAUCGCGCAGGACGCUGACCAGAACUACGACUACGCCAGUAACAGCGUGGUGCUGCACCUCGAUUCUGGGGACGAGGUGUACGUGAAGCUGGAUGGCGGGAAGGCGCAUGGAGGCAAUAACAACAAGUACAGCACGUUCUCGGGCUUUCUUCUAUACCCGGACUAG